This is a messenger RNA of Gilbertella persicaria, 2167 nucleotides long. RefSeq names its product mitochondrial inner-membrane-bound regulator-domain-containing protein. The coding region runs from base 177 to 1886 and encodes 569 amino acids. Gene Ontology annotation, molecular function: RNA binding. The transcript has 8 exons. NCBI's taxonomy places the organism in Eukaryota, Fungi, Mucoromycota, Mucoromycetes, Mucorales, Choanephoraceae. The record is from RefSeq and is a predicted model, not a curated record.
CAAUUAUUAUUACAAGUAAAUCGUAUUUCAAGACUUUAGAACAAGUCUUUUUUUAAGAGAGAGAAAAAACCAGUCUUGAAAUACCGAUUUUAAGCAUGAUGACCCUGGUGUUGCACACUCAAAAUUUUGGUUCGUUUUUUUUUUUUCUUUAUUUUUUUCCUCUCGCUUGUGUUCAUAUGUCAUUUUUAUCUAGUCGAAUAAGGAUUCAAUUGAUAGUUUCGAAACGCGCUAUUCAACCUAAACUACGUUGUUUUUCGUCUUCUCGACCUCGUUUAUUGUCUGACGAGCAAUUACAAGAGAUCUUGUCCGAGAUCGAAAAACCUUUACAACGCAAGUCAGGCAGUAUAGGACACACCAAAAGUGUUUUACUCGAAUCUAUAGAGACAUAUCGACCCAAACACAAUGUCAUAUCCAAAAAAGACAUGGAAAAACUACGUACGCAGGUCUCCAACUCUUUUACUGUCCGUCAAUUAUCAGAUUAUCUUGUUGCACAGCAGAUACCCGUCAAGAAAGGUACGAGAAAAGAUGGACUUUUGACAGAAAUCAUUCAAAACCAAUGGAAUGUGACUACCAAAGAACAAUUAAGACAAGCACAAAUGGAAAGACAAAAGAACUUGGUCAAAGAAACACUUGUAUCUUCCAAACAAGAAUUGUUUUUUAUUAUUGGAGACAAUGGCAACACCAUUCGUUCUAUAGAACAAAAGAAUGAUGUGAAUAUCACUAUUGAUAUAGAAAAGAGCGAAUAUGUUAUAGAAGGUCUUCCAGAGGCUGUUCGUCAGACAAAAAAAGAUAUUCAGUCUCGCUUAAAAAUCCAGCAAGAACAUAUAGAUCUACCAGUCCAAGUCAUUCAUGAUUCUCAACUACAAUCCCAGGUGAAUCAAGCAUUGCCCGAUAUUUCCAGACUGAGUCGUACUUUUAUCACUAUAGAAGAUAAUAAGAUGGUUUUAGCAAGCAUGUCGGAUGAAGCUAUGCAAGAUGCUAAACGAUUAUUGAACCUCUUUUUAACAGAAAUCAAUGCAACAGAUAAACAACCUUUGGAUAAAGCAGAUCAUACAGUUGUACAUAACAAUGCCAGCUAUACUUUGCUACCACUUUAUGAUUCAGCAUCCAUACCAUUCUAUGAUAGAGGAUUUUAUUGGAAACGACUAAAGAAUAACACAGUUGAUACACAAAAGAAUUAUCAAGUACUGAAUGGACAAAAUAUUGGUUCAUUUGGUCAAAUUAAAGAUGUCUUGUUGGCACCAUUUGAUGUACUAGACAAUAUUUCGCUCGAAGCAAGUUUUGGUCAUCUUUUGUUUCAAUACAAUGGUAUGGAUCACCAAGUUGAUAUAGCCAAAUUAUCAACUUUAUAUAACAACAGAACUCUUUUUCUCAAUACAAUGCCCCCUCGUCAAUUCACGACACCAUUUAUGCCAUUGGAUAAAGAGUUCCAUCAACGAGUGAUUCAAGUUGACUAUGUAGACCAAUCAUUGCUUUCAAAUAACUCUCCUGCUGCAUCAAACAAUAGACUUACAUUAGAAUUUAUCAUGAAAGAAGAUGGUCAAAUGGAACUUAAGCAUAUUGUAGGUGAAAAGAAGCGAUUUGUGAUGCAUCUUCUUGGUAUACAUGGUCGCGUAGACAUUCGACUUUGUGCCAAGCAGCAAGUUUCUUUAGAAACCCUUGAAUUACAAGCACUCAUAGAUCAGUGCAAAUUACUGAGCUACAAUGAAUUGAAAGCACCAGCAUCAUUUGAAGGUUUCAUGCUUGCAGAUGUGACAUUUAGAAGUAAAAAGCGAUACUUGGUGGAAGACAAUUUGGUCAGCAUGGAUCAUAUUGAACAACAAGACAAAGGGGCCAAAAGAACAGAGCUUUUGGCAAGUAGAAAAAAAAACGAAGUCAUUCUUUAAUUAAUCCUUAUUUAUAGGUCAAAUCAAUAGAUCCAGAAACCCUAAAUGAGUCAAAUGCACCACAAAGAUGGACUUCUUUUUCAUCUGUUUUGCAGCGAAUGGCUGAAAAGUGGGAUUAUUCGAGAUAGACGCCAUACAUAUAUAUAUAUAUAAAAUGUGCACGUGAUACAGUUGCGCCCUAUACUCAAAUAAACUUCUCUACUUGCUCUGUUGUUGUGUAUAUAUUUCUUUCUUUUUCUUUCUUUUUUUUUUUUUCUUUUCACACUUUGUUUUUUUUUCUU